Megalobrama amblycephala (Wuchang bream) is the source of this 2104-nucleotide messenger RNA. RefSeq lists its product as uncharacterized. NCBI's taxonomy places the organism in Eukaryota, Metazoa, Chordata, Actinopteri, Cypriniformes, Xenocyprididae. The coding region runs from base 589 to 1266 and encodes 225 amino acids. The record is from RefSeq and is a predicted model, not a curated record. The transcript has 6 exons.
AUAAUCCGGCCCUGUACGUUACCUGACACGACCAGCUUCUUUCCUUAUCGCUUCUAUUAUGGUAUUCCUUCGAAGAUAUGUUGUAUAGACAUUCGUACUCAACCAGUUUUUCUUCCAUACCGGUUGUCCAAUGUGCUUUUAUGUUGCAAACGUUUUUUGACGCCAUUUCGCCGCUUGUUUACAAUCGCCUGACACAGUCUCCAAGGAAACAGAGAUGUCAUUGGUCGCAAAUAUUACGCUGCCUUCACGUGCUCUCAGCGCUAUUGUAAAGAUGACUUUCCUUGAAAAAAAGGAAAGUCACCAGUUCGAAACUUGAAUGUGAUUUGCUCGUAAUCACUACUUCAGAAGUGGGAAUUAUCAAAUUUGAGAAGAAUCUUUGUAAGGAGGACUGGCAAUGACUGUUUCUAAAAUUCUAAGACUAGAAUCUUUAGACGCAGCACACUGCACGAUUUUAAGCACCAACUGUAAACACCGACUGAACGCAACUGGCUCUGACUCGAUUGGACAUGAUCAGUCAGUUGCAGUAGAUUCAUCUUAAAUGUUGUGUGGAGGGAAGCUGAUUCAUUAAGGUGUUUUAAUCACAACAACAUGAAGAUCAUUCAACUUCAGCUCUAUGUCUUAAUCUGUUGUCAAGCAGCAGUAGCAGAUCAACUAACUGAUUUGGGAUCAAAUGUGUCCAUAAACUGUGAUCUUGAUGAAAAUGAGGUUUAUUGGAUUUUACUGAAAACACCAGAUCCUCCAACAGUGAUUCUACGAUCAUUACAAACACCACUACCACCUUUUUACCCUAAUAAAACAUUCAGAAAGAAAUAUUCAGUGCAAUUUAAACAUUGUCUAGUUAUAAAUAAUGUGACUGUUGAUGAAUUAGGAGUUUAUUACUGUAUGAACACUGAUACACCUCCAAAAUUCAGCAACGGCUCCAGAUUGUACUUCAACGAAUCAACUCGACUAACUGAGUGUCACAAUCAUACAGUGAUUCAGUCUACUCAUCAGAAUCAAACACAAUGUCAGAUUAUUAUCACCAUAUCUAGUCUGAUGAUCGGACUUCUGCUCAUUGUGCUGAUCGGACUAUUAAAAGUUAUUGUUGUUGGAAACAGAAGGUCUGCAGAAGAAUCACAACUCUACACUGAUCUACAGCAGAUGCAAGUUAUACAGAAUCAGGAGUUAUUGCAGUACACUGAGGUGAAUUUUACCUGCGUAAAAAUAUUUACCCAGCCCAGCCAAAUCAACAGGACCCAUUCUGCUCUAAAGCUGCUGAAGUCAUAAACACUUGAGCAUGACUGAGCUCACUUAUAUUGUACAUUGCAUGAUCAUUAACUUUUUCAGGAUUUUAUUAACCGAUGUCUUUAUGACUUCUGAUAUCUUGAAUUCCAAGUAUGUUGUUGUUUUACCACACUGUAAAAAAAAAAAAAAUAAUUAGCUAAUUCGAAAAAAUAAAGGCAACCCCAAAUCACAUUCAAAUUGAACACAUUCACAUGAACUUAAAAAUUCAAAGGCAAUUAAAGAAUGUUUAUCAUUUAGUAAUGUAAAGAGUUACAAUUGUUCUUUCAUCUCCAAGUUUGUUUCAAAGCUAACUACUUGAACUCACAGCUCAUGUUACAAUUUCUGUUUUAUGUGUACAGUCUAUAAUAUAUUUCCUUUGUGUGUCUCUGCCAUUUUACUAUGAAAAAAAAAUGAGAGUAAGGGUCCAUAAUGUUACAGUCACCGCCAUGUCCUGUUUUCGUGUUCCUUUGUUUUAGUUUCCCGCCACUAUCAGUCAUCAUGGACACUUAUUGAACCACGCCCCCUUGUUAUCUUAAGCUUGUUUGUAUCAGUGUAUUUAAGUUCCUGUCUGUGUUCUGUUCUUUGUCGGGUGUAUGCCCUGUUCUGGAUUCUGUGGUUCUCCCUGUGGAUUAUCAAGUAAAGACUUAUUAUACGUUACUCUUCCUCGUCGUGUGUUUGCUGUACCAGCAUCCUGUAACACAUAAGGAUAAUACAGUAAAAAUGCUAAAAAAAAAAGGCUUUUGUUAGGGUAGUACAUCAUAUUUUAAGGCCUUAUGUCCACUUUAACAAAUUCUGUGGCACCACAUUUCUUUUUUGGAAAGAAAUCAAUACUUUUAUUCAG